Molecule: messenger RNA, 1060 nt
Organism: Paramuricea clavata
Lineage: Eukaryota; Metazoa; Cnidaria; Anthozoa; Malacalcyonacea; Plexauridae
Source: the annotation of a GenBank genome assembly
AUGACCAAAACAGAACAUAAAUCGAAAGGCGUAGCACCACAGAGACCAGAGAUCAGAAGUAAACGAACUGCAGUCAAUAACGCGUUAAAGAGAAUAUCUGAAUGGACAAACAUAUUGAACACCUCCCCCCCGGAGGAUGUCAUGGACACUUACACUAAGUAAACAUUGUAAUGUACUUGAGAUAGCGGGUGCGUCUCGCCACCAAAAUGGUUAUCAACAUUGUAUGAACACAUGUUUUAGUAGUUUUAUGUUUUCAUUAAAGACUGAUAAAAUACGUCGAUUGUAGCCCAUUUUCUCCUGCUCAAUACACAUAUCGAACCCCGCUUUACACAACAAAGAGAAUCGUAAACUGAACUAAAAUAGCAAACAGAACUCUAAACUAAACCAAGGACGAUAUAGUUUAUUAAACGUAGAGGAUGACGACGAAAAUAUUACGAUAGAUGUUGAGCAAACUUAUCCCAAACAUGGCUACACGCCUGGUUCUACUGGAGUAAACAUGAAUAUCGAAGAAUCUCCAGCACAAGCACAUGAAUCUCAAGCUCAAGAAUUUCGUACUAAUGAUAUUGCUAGCUUGGGUGCCUCCAUGAUAAAAUAUGUGAACGCAAGGAAACUACGUACUGGUUUAAAUAAGAAUGUUACGAUUAAAACAUUCCCUGGCGCUGGCGAUAUGAUACAUUAUGCGAAACCAAGCCUAUCCAAGAAACCAAAACACGUUAUAAUACAUUCAGGAACAAACGACCUGAAUAAGAAACCACCAACACAAAUUGUAAAGUCAAUUCGUAAACUUGGACAGGCCAUACAGACGGAAAACCCGGAUACAAAUAUUAUCUUUUCUGAAUUGAUUGUUAGAGGUGAUAACAAAGGAUUAGCUGACAAGGUUAGAGAAGUUAAUGAAGGGUUAGACAAGUUGUGUAAAAGUGAGAACUGGGAGGUACUUAGAAACCAAAACAUUAAAUUUAUGCAUUUGAAUGCAUAUGGUAUUCACCUUACUAAACAAGGUACUGCAAUUCUAGCUAAGAACAUUAAGACAACACUUCUUUCAUUAGACGUAUUGCAUUGA